Felis catus (domestic cat) is the source of this 5713-nucleotide messenger RNA. Its product is annotated as 17-beta-hydroxysteroid dehydrogenase type 6-like. The record is from RefSeq and is a predicted model, not a curated record. NCBI's taxonomy places the organism in Eukaryota, Metazoa, Chordata, Mammalia, Carnivora, Felidae. The coding region runs from base 5264 to 5602 and encodes 112 amino acids. The transcript is spliced from 2 exons.
ACUCACAAACUGUGAGAUCAUGACCUGAGCCGAAGUCGGUCACUCAACCAACUGAGCCACCCAGGCGCCCCUAAUUCUGCAAGUUUCUUAAAGCCUUCUAUAGAAAAACUGUUUCUCUAUUCAUAACACUUCUGACACCAAAUAUGUAGGGGUUUUUCUCCAAUACCAAUUAGUUUUCCAACUCCCAGACACCCUAUAACCGUGGGUGUCCUAAAAUGUAUCAAUUCUGGCACCAACCUGAAGUUUGUGUCAGACUCCACAGGUUUAAGGGCUCAGUCCCACAGGAUUGUUCUCACUUUAGAUGCCAGUCACAAACAUGACUCUGUCCAACAUGGUUACAAAGUCCCCAUAAUCCCCCCACCUCUGUGUCAAUAAUUUGCUGGCAUGGCUCACAAAACUCAGGGAAACAUUUACUUUGUUUACUGGUUUAUUAUAAAGGAUACGAAUGCACAGCCAGAUAAGGAGUAUAUAGUGUGAGGUCGGGAAGGGUCCUGAGCUUUGUUCCCAUGGAGUUGGGUACACUGGCCUCCUGGCAUGUGGAUAUGUUCACCGACCCAGAAGCUCUCUGAACCUCACAGUUUUGGAAUUUUUAUGCCUGCUUCAACAUAAAGGCAUGAUCUAUUAUAAAUUAUAACUCUAGUCUCUGACUUCUUCCCAGAGGACAGGAGGUGAGGUUGGGCGUUCCAAGCAUCUAGGCAAGGCUUGGUCUUUCUGGGAGUCAGUCCCCAUCCUGAAACUAUCUGGGAAAUUCCAAGGGAUUUAAGAGCUCAGGAAUUGGGGGCAGAGACCAAGUAUAUAUUUCUUAUCAUGUCACACUUCUACUCACACAUCAGACCGCCCCUAGACCAAGAAAUCCGUCAUGAUGAGCUAUGACAAUGUAAAAUGUGGUUUACUUUGAUUUUUCAGACAGUUCUAUUUUCUCUCUCUUUUGGAUCCCAGUUUCUAUCCUAUGGAUAUCGUUUUUUAAUAGAGAGCCUUCUGAAAAUUCUCACUUCCUUCUCCAUACCUUUGACCCAUGCAGGUGGAGGCUCUACUAGAUCAAGCACCCUCCAGGAAGACCUAGUUCUCAUCUCUGUUCUUUCUCUCUACACAUUCUGACUCAUGGCCAUUUCCAUUCCUCUCAAGACUGCACUCGAGUGGCUCAUGUCUCCUGGGUCUCCGAAUCUUUGACCCCAGGAUCUUUUCCCUCCCGUAUGGAGACAUCACCCUCCACCUGCUCCCCGGCCCCCCUUCCCCCACAUCACUGAAUGUGUAUGUGCAGCAGGAGGAAAUGAUGGGGUGCCUUCUGGCAGAGGCACAGAGGGAAAGCUGCUCCCUCAGGAAGAAAUAAGUGACAGCUCUGCAGUUUUCAUGGGGCUGUUUUUCUUUGGAGGGAGGAGGUGUGCAGCUGGAGAGAGAGAGAUUGGAAGGAAGGGACAGACAGAGGGGGCAGGACCCAGGCUUCUUGCCAACCUGAGCAGGAGGGGAGCAGCACGCAGCUUUGCUCCAAGUAACAGGAACAGCAGCAGCAAAACAAUUCCUGGAAAUUUGCUCUUUCUCCUUCCUACCACCUCCCCAACUUUUUUUUCCAAAAAAUGUAGACAAGAUAUUGUAAUCAACAAUCAGAAAGGAAGGAAGGUACCAGGGAGGAGUUAUUGGAGGCACAGAUAAAAGCAGGCAGCUUCCCAGGGUCAGGUGGGGGCCAAGGGCUUGUGCCUGGACCCUGGAAGGAGGGCUGGGCAGGCCGUCUGGCCUGUGUGGCCGAGGACCCUACUUUGUGGGUUGAGGGCGGAUGGACUGCGGACUGGUUUAGGCUGAGGAGUUUGGCAACGACUGUACUUCCGCUCCCAGCCUAGCUGCCAGCAGGUCACUGAGUACAGAAGCCAAGCCCAGCCACAGAGGUCAUUUGGCCCUCCUGCCGCAGCUUCCCCCUGCCAGGGAGGCAGCCUUAUCUGCCCAACAGCACCAGCCUGGCCCCCGGGUGUCCUAAAGAAGGAUGUGGUCCAGCGACCCUGUCCUUGGCUCUGCUCAGCUCUUUCCUGCUUACUCGCUCUUCGCUGAGGCACAGUGGAGCUAACGCUACUUCGGGGACCAGACCUGACUUUGACACCGUGUUCUGUUACUUAGUAGCUGUGUGACUUUGCACAAGUCACUUUACCCUUCUGAGUCUUAGUUUCCUUAUAUGUAAAGUGAGGUGACUGAUGCUUCCUUCAGGGGUUAUUGUAUGGGACGUACGAGAUACGUAAAGUGCUUGGCAUAAGCAUGUUCCUUUCCCACUAUUUGGGGAUGAGGAAGGAGAGAUCCCUUCUUGGGGAAUUACGUUGAGAUACCUCUGCCCAGUCCCACCACUAUGAGCCGUUUUUCUCUCAGUUGGAUCGACACCAGCUUCCUCUUUCAUUUAGUUGUCUGGUGUUCUGUUUCUCACGUGAAAGGUCAAGAAUAUUCCCAAUGCCACUAUGAAUUACCACAAAAGCGAUAUAGCGACAAGUUAGCAUUUGUGAUUGACAUGUACUGUUUGAUCCUCAUUAAGUUGUUACACUGUCAUAAGCAAGGCUUCUAUCAUGUCGUGAGGCACGGAGAGGUUAAACAACUAGCCUGUGUGACACUGUAAAUCCUUAUUAUAGGGAUUCUUGACCUAGAUUCCUGGCACCUAAUGGCUUUAGGUGGUCUGCGAACUGCCUGAAAAGCAUAUUCAAAAUCCCGUAUGUUGUGUUAAGUCAUUUUUAUGGGGCUUAGAGUCUUCCUUAGAUUCUCAAAAGGAUCCACAAUGUCCAAAAGGUUAAAACUGACCGCCCUCGAAGUGCCUUUUGUGGAUAAAAAAAGUUUUAGAAGCACAGCAUACACUUGGGUGGAGGUGACUCAGCCUUUGGAAUUCUGGGAAAUUUCUUGAGUGAGAGCAAAGUCCCCUUUGUGGAGGCGGAGAGAAGCAUGGAAUGACCUGGGGAGGGGUUGAGAAAUGGGAGGUGAAAUGUCUUUGCUGUCACAAGAUGAAGGACAACUGUUUCCUCCCUAUGAUUUCCCAAGAGAAUAUAUGUGGAGGUGUGCAAGGUUAGUACCAGGAAGAGGAGGCUCUGAGGGACCGACAGACACUGGAAGGUCCCCAGGGAAACUGGCACCACCCAGCAGCCUCCCAGCAUGCCUUCACUCUUCCCCACCCUGUAAUUUCCUAUCCAUCUCCUGGCUUUUGUCCCUCCCUCGGAACUCUCCCCCCUCCACUUCCUGAUCCCUAGCACCUCCCCCAGGGUCUCCGUAGAUGUGCUGACACUCCUUGUUGAUCCCAGAUUUAGUCAGUUUCUCCUAACUUUUGUUGAGCGUGUAACCUGGGCUGGACGGCAACGCCCCUUGACUUCUCCAGCGUUUCCGGAGGCCUCGACUUCCUAAGGUUCCCUCUUGACCUUAGACUCCCCGAGAUUCUUAGACUCCCCGAGAUUCUUAGACUCCCCGAGAGUUGAAAUGGAAAGGACUCACAAGAUCAUCCUGAACCUCCUCCCUCAUUAAGAGGGGAGGAAGGGAGGCUUUGGGGAAUCUGACGGCAGGACAAUGUGAGAAAUGCAGGUGAAAAUGGAGAGGGAAGUGGGAUGCUGGAGGGUCAUCUACUUUCGCAUGUGUUCAUCUUGUAGGACGCCAGGUGCUGCCAGGUACUAGAAGACUAAAACUGGUGAGACUCAGUCCCUGCCCCCGAGGGGCUGCAGCCUUCAAGGCUCUAGUGUUCAGCACAUGGGCGACCCAUACUGCUUCAAUCAGAUGAAAUCAUUGCUUCAGGCUUUACCUGGAGUUUCUGGAUUUCUACCAUUUCUCUACCCCUCCCCCCCAAACAAUGCUUAUCCAGCCAUUCUGUGGCCUCUUGGGGAGAGAUGUUCAAGUGGAAUGGUGUUUGGGACCACAUCCAGAUUGUCUUUCCAGAGUGUCAGGGAGCUGUGCACCGGUUAGGUCUCUGAUUUCUGCCAGUGCUUCCUGAAGGACACAACCACAGAAACCUAUUGAAGGGCUCUGCCUAGGGCCGCAACUCAAUGGUCCUGCCACAAUGGCAGGUGAGCCUCGAGGGCGAAGAGGUCCAAUGUAAGCCGGCCUCAAUAUCCCUUGAACUAUUGCAUGACCCCCUCCCUCCCAGGCUUCUUUUCUGGGGAAGGAGCUUGGUACAUUUCAGUGGAUGUAAGCAGGGACUAGAGCCCAAUCCUGCCAGAGGCCACCGGGGUGCCCUGAGAAAGCCGCCCCAUCGCCAGCUGUGCCCACUCUUCUUUUAUGAUGUGAUGUCAUCUGCCUCAUCCUGAAGCCCCUCCAUGGGCAGCUAUUCCGUCCAGUCUCCAGUCCUAUCUUGAGUCUGCUGAGGGGGCAGCUCCCCCCUCCUCCCCACCAUCAUUGGGAUACAACUGAAUGGAUAUUUUUGCAGUUAUGGGGCUUACAGCCCUCCCUGCUUGCGUGAGGUUUUAGGUCCUGUGCAAGCCAGUCUUUUCUGCCUUCCGAGUCUGUGCUGAAAUUCUGGAUGUGGGAGGGGCAGAGGGCAAUGUAGGCAGGCACCCGGGGCUGCUGAAAGGGUAGCAGCUGUGAGCCCCGCUUUGCUGAAGUGCUUCCUUUCAACGUUCCCAGCAACUGGGAACAGUCUCUCUCCUGCGUGUGCCCACCUUCAUUCCCUUCUCCCCCAACUUUGCCUCCGAUAUCAGACACCCCUUUAGUCUCCUGAACACCUUUCUGCCCCUUCCCUACUAAAGGGAGGGGACCUUAUACUCUCUGCCUUCUCCUUCUAACCCCUCGAGAGGCUGACAGUGACUUAGAUUCCUGAGGAAUGAAUUCUGUGUCCUGAGCCAGAUGAUGAAACCCAGGCCCAGAGAGCAUGUUGAAUGCAAAUGUGUCUUGAAUCAAAGUGUAGCUUCCCAUUAAGAACCCUCCUGAGCUUGGGAAUGUCAAGGCCCAGCAUGCUGGCAGAACAAUGAAACAGCUCUAAACCUGGGACCCAGUGCAGAGUGGCCCAUGUCACCCCAUGUGUAGUCACAUGGACACAGAGAGCAGAGGGCAGGGAAAGGGUGAGGGAGCCCUGCUGAUAGCAAGCUAUCUUUCUGGGCAGGAUUUGGGAUUUUCAAGGGCAUAUGUCAGCACUUACAAAAGUAGUCCAAAGAGCAGACAGGUUGAGGAUAGGAAAAAAUGUUCCGGAAAGACAAUGAUCAGGAGGGAAAUUAAAGACUUCAUGCCAGAGAGCCUGGAGGCCAGACUGCCUAUACAGCCAUCCUGACUGAGGAGGCCAGACCCUUUUCUGAUCAUAGCCUGUCUGCCUGUUCCCUGCAAAGCCAUGUGGCUGUACCUGGUGGCCCUCGUGGGCCUGUACUACCUCCUGCGCUGGUACCGGGAGAGGCAGGUGGUGAGCGACCUCCGAGACAAGUACGUCUUCAUCACGGGCUGUGACUCGGGCUUCGGGAAACUGCUGGCCAGGCAGCUGGACCUGCGAGGCUUGAGGGUACUGGCUGCGUGUCUGACGGAGAAGGGGGCAGAGCAGCUGAGAGACCAGACGUCAGACAGGCUGGAGACGGUGAUCCUGGAUGUCACCAAGACAGAGAGCAUCUCUGUGGCCACCGAGUGGGUGAAGGAGCAUGUGGGAGACAGAGGAGGGAGCUCUCCUACUCUGGGGUGAAGGUGGCUGUGAUUGAGCCUGGUUUCUUCAACACUGGAGUAACCAACUCUGAGAAGAUUUCUAGGGCCAUCCAGGAAGCAUGGGAUCAGGCCAGCCCAGAGGUCAAGGGGA